Messenger RNA from Chinchilla lanigera (long-tailed chinchilla), 2978 nucleotides. RefSeq names its product interferon-inducible GTPase 1-like. Gene Ontology annotation, biological process: defense response; cellular response to interferon-beta. Gene Ontology annotation, molecular function: GTPase activity; GTP binding. Lineage: Eukaryota; Metazoa; Chordata; Mammalia; Rodentia; Chinchillidae. Gene Ontology annotation, cellular component: endoplasmic reticulum membrane. The record is from RefSeq and is a predicted model, not a curated record.
GACCACAGGGCCUUUCACUUUCACUGCCCAGCACUGGCUCCGUUUCUGGGAAGAGAAGCUUCCAGAGCUGCAGUUUCGCUUUCCUGUUCCUGGACUUUCUGUGUCCUGCACUUUGGGCCCCUCCCUUCCCUGCUGUUGCCCACAUUCCUGCCUGAGGAGAGCAGAAGCCAGAGAUGAUUUAAGUCCUCAGAGCUCCUGAGAGGCUGUUCAGCUAUUUUUGGUGAAGGUCAGCACAGUUUCCCUCUGUGCUGGCCCCCGAGCCUGGCCCUGCACUGCCCGGGACGGCAGGUGUGGGCAGAAGGUGUUUCCUGUACCCUUCAGCAAUUCAGCUCUUCUAGCGGAACCUCAGGAGCUCAACUCUGACACCAGGAACCUGUUUUCUCUAAGGAGCUGAGUCCCCGACUGCUCACAGCCAUGGGUCAGUGGUUCUCCACAGACGCCAACACAGAGAGUGCUAACUUGGCCUCCAGCGUCAACCAGUAUUUAAAAAAUUUCAAGUUGGAAAGUAGAAUCCUCUCUGAGGAAACCAGGGUGCUGAUUCAGUAUUUUCUGGAGAAAGGGGAUGUUCCAAAAGCAAUUUCUAUAGUUAAUUCUGUAUUCAAAGUCAUCGAGAACGCUCCCCUGAGCAUUGCCGUGACCGGGGAGAGUGGAGCCGGAAAAUCCACUCUGAUCAAUGCCCUGCGGGGCAUGGGGCAUGAAGAGGAAGGUUCGGCUGCCACUGGGGCAGUGGAGACCACCAUGGAGAGAACUGAGUACAAGCACCCGAAGUUUCCCAAUGUGUCGAUAUGGGACCUGCCCGGCAUUGGGACCACCAAUUUCCCUCCCGAAAAAUAUCUGAGGGAAGUAAAGUUUGCUGAGUAUGACUUUUUCCUGCUCGUCUCUGCCGCCCGCUUCAAAUACAGUGACGCAGAAUUGGCCAAAGCCAUUGCCAAAAUGAAGAAGAACUUUUAUUUUGUGCGAACAAAAAUUGAUAUGGAUUUAGCCAGUGAGGAAAAAGCUAAACCUACAACCUUCAGAAAGGAUGUCAUCCUGGGAAAGAUGUCAGAUGACUGUGUGAAAAACCUGCAGGGAGCCCAAGUGACAGCCAGUGAAAUAUUCUUAGUCUCCAGCCUGGAUAGGUCUGACUAUGACUUCCCUAAGUUGGAGACCACGCUGCUGAGGGACCUGCCCGCUCACAAGCGUCACAUCUUCAUGCAGUGCCUGCCCAGUGUCACCGAGGCUGCCAUUGAUCGGAAGAGAGAUGCCCUGAAGCAGAUGAUGUUCCUGGAUGCCCUGAAGCGUGGAGCAACAGCCACCAUCCCCUUCACGGGUCACGUCACUGACAAGGACAUAGAGAAGCUGGAGGAGAUCUUAACCCAGUACAGGUCUGACUUUGGGCUGGAUGAUGCCUCGCUAGAAAACGUGGCCAAGGAUUUGCACGUGUCCGUGCAGGACCUCAAGGCAAACCUUCAGUCUCCCCGCUUGCUGUCAGCCGACAGCCACGAAUCCUUAGUGGAAAACUUGAAGGAGGGUAUGGAGGCCAUUUCUUCAGUCACUGGAGAAUUUAUUGCCGCUGGCCUUUACUUUACAAUGGUCUUUUAUUUGCAGUAUUAUUUCCUUGACACUGUGGCAAGUGAUGCGAAAGCUCUCCUUAACAAAGAAGAUCUUUUUCAUGCCUCUGGCAGCUAUGAUUAAGGCUAGAAAAUAGGGAAACUGAGGCAGCUGGCCUCUGCCUUAACCCCACUGCUCCCAUGGCCCUGGGCGCAGGGAAGGUGGCUUAGGGUUUCCUGAGGCAGCUGGGCCAGGCUGUGAUGCAAGCAGAUGUGACCACUAUUGGGUCUACAAAGCAAUAAAGUACAGUAAUCUGAAAUCUCAUACCAAGAGGACAGAACAUCUCACUGCCUGCUGCUUCCUUCCCAUCCUGGACUCCUCUUAGUGAAGACACAACAGUCAAAAAUUGCUGGCACAUUAGCAAGACUUGCAAAAAUAUCUCUGAAUGUAUGCUUACACAGCAUGUUUUUAGAGUUCCUGGCAUUCUGCUACAAAUGUACAUGUCCUGGUCAUCAACAGGACAAUUAAUUUUGACUGAUGUGCUUCUUAUUUGCUUUAGGUUAUCAUUUUCUUAGGUAAACAUGAAAGAUAAUGAAGUAAAAAUUGUGCAACAGAUCAGGAAAGAAAAAUGCCACUUGAGUCAGACUUUCAUCCGGGAGCCUCAAGCGAGGGCUAGGGAACAAGGUGAGAAUGCCAUGCAAGGGGUGCGUGCUGCUGGCUUAGGUGCUCCUGGGUUGUUAACAUGGCAUGUUUUUUGACAGAACAUGAGAGACGAAGGAAUAAGAGAAAAAAAGAUAAUACUAAAAGUGCACUGAAAAUAAAAAGAACUAAAGUUCCUUAGAUAUAUGAAAACAUGCCUAAAUUUUCAUAUAAUAAAUGAAAUUAUAGUAGAAACAAUCUACCUGAGAUAGCAUUUCUCACCUAUAGUGUGGCAGAAAAAUUAAAAAACUUAAAAAAUUAGCGUGUAGCUUAACACCAUACUCAGACAAGAUGUGCUCCUCUGGCCUGCCCCACAGCUAGACCACAAACCCAAUCAGCCUAGACUGACCGCAUCCAGCUGCUUUCCACAGAUAGUCUGGUCCUUGUCAACUUGUCCCAGGCCAGCAGCAGUGCUUCGGUUUUCCCACCUAAAAACAUAUCCAGUUUUGCUAACCUGUUCCAAGGACUCUCUAGCCUAGUCAAGGACAAGGACAUAAGUGAUUUCACUUACCUGCUCUCUCCAACUCCCUCCCAAGAUUUGCCCACCUUAUAAUCAUCGAUCUGUCCAACUGAAUCUGCCCAGUCUGCCUAAUGACAUAUGACACAGUCUAAAACUGAUUCCCUAUCCGCUUUUGUACUUCCUGCUUGCAAACCCUAUAUAACCAACGCUGGCUUGGGGCUCAUGAUUCAGAGAGCAUCUUCCCACCAGCCCACCGACCUGCCUACGUAAUAAAUGGUUUGCCAUCCAA